AUGACCAGGAUUUCGAUUUCAACUAUUGGACUCUAUGCUACAGCUCCAUCAGGUGAUAAUAAUUGUGGAACUCUUGCUGAUAUUUGUACUUUCUCAUUAACAUUUAUAUUCAAUACGCUUUGUUUGAAUUUUUAUCGUUAUUAUGUACGGUGGCAUUAUCGCCCGCAACAUGAUAAUCAUUGUCAUUGUCGAUCAAAAAAACAUGAACGAUAUUUACCAUAUCAUAUGGUUGGAGAAUAUCGUGAUUCAAGAACGUUAGGAAAUCGACCAUAUAGUGAUAAACCUUGUCACAAGAGGACACUUGAUCAUAUUGCUGUUUUUCAUUCAAGUGAUUUUCAACCACAAGAUCGUUGGCGAGAUAUUCCACAACCACCGGCGAUUAUUCCAUCAAAAAAUAGUAAAUUAUUUUGUUUGAAAUCGAAAGAAGAAAAUAAUCAAACUCAUUAUAUUGGUUUUCAUACAACUGAUCCGACGUCUACCAUUUCUAUUGCUCAUAGUGACUUUCGAUCGGGUAAAAAUGGAUGGCUUAGUCCUGGAGUUUAUUUUGCUCGAUCAAUUGAUGGCACAAUUGGAAAAGCAAAAAGUUCAGGUGGUGCUCAUAUUAUUGCUGAGAUUCGUAUGGGUAAAGUCUUGAAAGUUGAACGAGAAGUUAUAACUCGAAGCCAUCUAAGAUUCAAUGCUGAGAUGUAUGUAUUAGUUCAUCAUAUGGAAUGGCAAGAAAAUUAUGAUACAUGUUGCAUGAUUCACGAACAUGAUCAUCGAGAUGAAUUUGCUAUUAAAGAUGCAGCUACACAAAUCAUUAAAUGGGUUAUUGUCAUUGAUCAAGAAUUUGAUCCGAAAGUUGAAAAAUAUGAACUUACUACAGAAUUUGAUUCCACAACAUGUGGUUGUAUUUAA
Messenger RNA from Rotaria socialis, 897 nucleotides. NCBI's taxonomy places the organism in Eukaryota, Metazoa, Rotifera, Eurotatoria, Philodinida, Philodinidae. The record is from the annotation of a GenBank genome assembly.